Messenger RNA from Gadus macrocephalus (Pacific cod), 2555 nucleotides. It is a transcript of the gene eefsec, whose product is annotated as eukaryotic elongation factor, selenocysteine-tRNA-specific. The record is from RefSeq and is a predicted model, not a curated record. Gene Ontology annotation, biological process: selenocysteine incorporation. Lineage: Eukaryota; Metazoa; Chordata; Actinopteri; Gadiformes; Gadidae. Gene Ontology annotation, molecular function: GTP binding; GTPase activity; translation elongation factor activity. The transcript is spliced from 7 exons. The coding region runs from base 272 to 2008 and encodes 578 amino acids.
GGUUCCGGUUGCGUAUGUUGCAGAUCGGACUGUGUUGACACCCAGGAAAAGGUUCAUGCAAAGUAAACGGCCAUCUGUGUUUUUGUUAUUCAGCACGCUAUCCCGAAUUUAACUCACAUCAACAUGUCAACAUGACAGUGGUAGAAGGCAGUAUCAUGAAUGUCAACACAUAAGAGGUUGAGGUGGAAAGAAAAACGUGAACGUCCUUCGAACCGUUCAGCUCAAAGUUUAGUCUGAACUGCUCUAGGACCAGAAGAGUGACAGUGGCGGGAUGACGGCCCCGAGUGACAGCCUGAGUGACAGCCGCGUCAAGACGCUGAACUUCAACGUGGGGGUGCUGGGCCAUGUGGACAGCGGCAAGACGUCGCUGGCCCGAGCCCUGAGCAGCAUCGCCUCCACGGCCGCAUUCGACAAGAACCCGCAGUCCCGGGAGAGAGGCGUCACCCUGGACCUGGGGUUCUCCUCCUUCACGGUGCCCCUCCCGGACCACCUGCGGGUGCCCGGAGACCAGAACGACCAGUGCGACAGUCUCCAGUUCACCCUGGUGGACUGCCCCGGGCACGCCUCGCUGAUCCGCACCAUCAUCGGAGGGGCCCAGAUCAUCGACCUGAUGGUGCUUGUGGUGGACGUGGUGAAGGGGCUCCAGACGCAGACGGCCGAGUGCCUGCUGAUCGGAGAGCUCACCUGCCCCCGCAUGGUGGUGGUCCUCAACAAGACCGACCUGCUGCCGCCCGCCAAGAGGCAGAGCGCCAUCGACAAGAUGACCAAGAGGCUGCAGAAGACCCUGGAGAACACCAGAUUCAAGGACUGUCCAGUGAUCGCUGUCGCAGUGAAGCCUGGAGGCCCAGACGCCCCCGACACAGACGAACCCCAGGGCGUCCCGGAGCUGAUGGAGCUGUUGAAGACCCAGUCCUACCGGCCUGACAGAGACCCCCAGGGCCCCCUGCUGAUGGCGGUGGACCACUGCUUCUCCAUCCGGGGCCAGGGGACGGUCAUGACCGGGACCAUCCUGCAGGGGGCGCUGGCGGUCAACGACACCGUGGAGAUCCCCACCCUGAAGGUCACCAAGAAGGUGAAGUCCAUGCAGAUGUUCCGCACGCCGGUGUCCCGGGCGAUGCAGGGCGACCGGGUGGGCGUGUGCGUGACGCAGUUCGACCCCAAGCUGCUGGAGCGCGGCGUGGUCUGCACGCCGGGGUCGCUGCGCUCGCUGCACGCCGGCCUCAUCUCCGCCCGCAAGAUCGGCUACUUCAAGGGCGCCCUCGCCACCCGCGCCAAGUUCCACGUCACCGUGGGCCACGACACCGUCAUGGCCAAGGUCACCUUCUUCGGCCUGCCGAGCCCCGCCCCCGGCGCCGGCCCCGCCCCUCUGGACGCGCCCUUCAGCUUCGACAGGGAGUACCUGUACCAGGAGAGCUACGUGGAGGGGCCGGGCGGGGGCGCGCCGGACCCCGAGCAGUGGGCCCUGCUGGAGUUCGAGCGGACGGUGACGUGCCCCGCGCUCUGCCUCGUGAUCGGCUCCAAGCUGGACACGGACAUCCACGCCAACGCCUGCCGGCUGGCCUUCCAGGGGCGCCUGCUGGAGGGCUUCCAGGACAAGGCCUACGGGGAGAGCGCCCUGCCGCGGCUGCGCAUCGCCAAGAUGAAGCACAAGGAGGGCCAGGUGGAGAGGGUGACCGACGACUACACCGUGAUUGGCCGCAGCCUGUUCAAGAAGGAGACCAACAUGCAGCUCUUCGUGGGCCUGAAGGUGGCGCUGUCCACGGGCGAGGCCGGCGUCAUCGAGGGCGGCUUCGGGCAGAGCGGGAAGUACAAGAUCAGGGUGGCAGAGGGCCUGCGUGCAGACACCAAACAGCUGCUGGGCUCCGGCUCUAAGAAGAAGGGGAAAGGAGGCGGGAAGGCGGAGCCAGGGCAGGAGGAGGAGCCCAGAGCCGAGUCCCAUCCCGUCAGCAUCCACCUGCACUUCAAGAGAUACGUCUUCGACCCCCACAAGAAGAUGGUUCAAUCCUGAGCUCCAGCAUCACGGCGUGUUGUUGAUCCAGGUGACAUCCAGGGUAACUACAGGUGACCCCCAGGUGACCUCCAGGUGACCCCCAGGUGACCUCCAGGUGACCUCCCGGUGACCUUCAGGUGACGGGUUUCUAUGAAUGGAGGACUGAGGGAUGGAGACAGAAAGUAUUGAUUAUAUUCAGGGAGUCACAAUCAUGCGUCAGAAUCAACGACGACACUGCUUAGUUCUUUCUUCUUUUGAUAAUUACAAAUCGUGUCUCUAUUUUCCACCGUGACCGAAUAUGACCCCCUCACCUGAAGAGUGUCCGAGUCCUGGUUCCUCUGAGGCCUCCAUCAACAUCAGGAUAGGAAGGGGUUUGGAAACCAGCGUUUCUUGGUGAAGGCACGGAUCUGUCUAUCGCUCUCAUGAACUUUAGGGGUUUUCAAAUGCAUACGUUUUCCUUUUGGAAGUAGACUCGUGUUUUUUUUAAUUUUCCUGAUGCCGCAUUCUACUUUUUGCUCUCGCUGUUGAUUUGAAAAUCAUGUGCAUUACAUCAACCUAUGAAGAA